AUGAAAACAGAAAAUCCAAGGAACUUCCUUGAUUCUCCCAAACUAACUUAUCUCUCGGCCAUCCUAACCGGUCUACUAAGUUCCAGUUGUUGUAUAAUUCAACUUGUGUUCAAUAUCUUCUCCAUUGGGUGCGCCGGUUUCAGCAUAUUGACCCCUUAUCGCCCAAUAUUCUUGAGUUUCACCACAAUCCUCAUCAUUACGACAAUAACUCGAUAUGGUCUCAAAUCAAGACGAGCCCUAAUUACCAUCCUAAUCUCAUUAUUCCUUUGUAUCUCACCUGAACUUGUGGCCUUUUAUAAUCAGGGAAACAUUCCUUCUACUCAAAAAUUCUUUUCUGUGAACUUGGAAAAAGAAGUAUUUCUUCUUGAGAUCUAUGGAAUUAGUUGUGAAGGAUGCACCAACAGGAUAAAAAAUUAUUUUGACUCCAAACCAAAUGUUAUAGAAUCAAAAGUAUUUUUUGAAAAUCAAUCGGCCAUUGUAAGUGUCGUUCCAGGGACUUAUGAAGUUUCGGAUUUUGAAAGUUGGGUAAAAAUAGUGGAUUUCAGAUACACCGGAAAAGUCAUACAACGAUACAUUACUUCUUGA
This is a messenger RNA of Acaulospora morrowiae, 585 nucleotides long. The record is from the annotation of a GenBank genome assembly. Lineage: Eukaryota; Fungi; Glomeromycota; Glomeromycetes; Diversisporales; Acaulosporaceae.